Molecule: messenger RNA, 363 nt
Organism: Suillus paluster
Lineage: Eukaryota; Fungi; Basidiomycota; Agaricomycetes; Boletales; Suillaceae
Exons: 2
Coding region: 1-363 (120 amino acids)
Source: RefSeq, a predicted model, not a curated record
AUGGCUCGAGAGGAGGCUAAAAAGGAAGCUCCGUCUAAUCCUACUAUACGUGCAUUAGAAGAAGCAUGGACAGAUGAAUCGCGGAUCAGCAUUCGCGCAUAUAUUUGGGGUAUGACAGUUAUGAAAAAUCCUCCGUCGUUGUGGAUCACAAUCAAUCCCACUGAUACUCAUGAUCCAAUUGUUCAAGUGUUAGCGGGAGAGCAAAUCGAACUCGAUGCUUUUGACUGUACUGCGGGACUUGAUUCUGCCCAAUGGGCGAAGAUCAUUGUGGAUGAUCCAUAUGCCGCAGCUAAAUUUUUUCAUUUCGUCAUUGGUGCCAUCCUUGAAGAGUUGUUCGGCAUCACAAUUCAUUCACAUGGUUGA